Molecule: messenger RNA, 1518 nt
Organism: Linum trigynum
Lineage: Eukaryota; Viridiplantae; Streptophyta; Magnoliopsida; Malpighiales; Linaceae
Source: the annotation of a GenBank genome assembly
GGCAAGCGGUGUAGAAACCGCCGGCAUGGAAAGGGGAAAAGCAAAACCCUAAAUUGCCGACAAAGUCAAAACCCCUUUUCUCGGAGCUCAAAAGUUACUAACGUAUGAUUUGCCAAUUAAGCAGGAGAGAGGAGCUUAAUGUGCAUCUUUUAAUUGUAAAAUAAAAUGUGCAUCUCUUAAGCUGUCGUAAUUUCUGAAGUGACAGGUUAGGCUUUCUGAAAGCCCAAUGUAGAUCCGUCACGAAGUAGGCCCAUUACAAACAGUACGACGUCGUUAGGCAAACAAUACACCAACCUCUCGCUUGACUUUCCCCACCGGCCACCAGUCCUCCCUGUCUCUUACAGCGCCUCCGUCUUCUUCGUCGCCGAUAUCAGAUUCAGCGCUAAAUCCCGCGUGAGAGAAGCUCGAUUGUUCGGAAUAUUGAUCCAGCGGAGCUCAUCAUCGUCGCAAGUUGCAGAGCGCUCACAGGUAAGAUCCGUACUCCAUUCUUGUCCAGCAAUCCAAUCAGAUUGUGUUUCUCGGAUUAGUUCGCGGAUCAAACUUUGUUUCAUUUCGAACAAUUCCAGGCCAUAACUAGGUCAAUUGUUCCUGGAUUUCUUCGAUUGCUUAAAAGUUUCAAAUCGAUCCGCUUCUCUUCUGUAGAUUGACGGCCAAGGAGAAGAAUGCAGUUCUUCGGAGGCUCCGACAUCAGUCCAUCCCCGCCGGCGCCCACCGCGCCGGGGAAUAAUGCACACAUGAUAUAUGUAUUCAACAGGAACGGCGUGUGCUUGCUGUACAAGGAGUGGAAUCGGCCGCUUCACACACUGAAUGAGCAACAAGACCACAAGCUCAUGUUCGGUUUGCUCUUCUCCCUCAAGUCCUUGACCGCCAAGAUGGAUCCCACGAGUGCUGAUAAAGGGAACCUUGGAGUUCCUCAGUUACCUGGCCAGGGGUGCUCUUUUCACAGCUUUCGUACCAAUACCUAUAAGCUUAGUUUCAUGGAAACUCCUUCUGGGAUAAAGAUAAUCUUGGUAACUCAUCCUAAAACUGGUGAUCUGAGGGACUCGCUCAAGUACAUUUACAACUUGUAUGUGGAAUAUGUUGUGAAGAACCCACUGUACACUCCUGGAGCCCCUGUCAGGUGCGAGCUUUUCAACACUGCUCUUGACCAAUACGUAAGAAGCAUCGCUUAAACAACCACGCAGUGGAAGUAGCUGUCAUCCAAAUUGUAGUGGAUCAUACAUCACUCUGGCUCUGCUAUGCCUCGGUAGCGGAACACAAUUACAAAUUUGGUUUUGAAGUAGCUAGCUCCAUGGAGCGACCUCUUUGAAAGAUGGCAGUCGAGAACUUGCUGCAGAUAGUUUGUCCCCUCAUUCGACGUCUUUGAUGCAUACGUUUCUGUAAGAGUAUUGUGUGACUACUGAAAUCAGGUAGGGUUAUUUGCGCUAUUGCCUUUGUGAAUCCAUUGUUCUAGUUGACAUUGCUCUGGUAUCACUUUAGAUGAUCCUCUUGAUGAAUCAAUGAAGCGCCACCAUAUGA